AUGUCCGAUCCACUCUCGAUAGCGGCCUCUGUCGCUGGCGUCGUCUCACUGUCAGCAGCCGUCUUCCAGCAGGUCACCAAAUUUGCCAAAGAGGCAAAAAAUGCUGAGAAAAAUGUCAAAGAGCUCGCGAGCCAGACUCGAAAUCUCUCCGGCGUCCUGCAGAACCUUGCGCUACUGGCAUCCUCUCUAGAGGAUCAAGAUUCGGCUACCACUUUCAGGGCGCACCAUCUGUACGCAUGUAGCAAUACACUUUACAAGAUAGAAGAACGCCUGAAGAAGGCAGAAGACGACUUUCAAACCGGUAACAAAGCAAAAGCUGUUAUCCGCAGUCUGAGAUGGCCAUUCUCUGCCGACGAGACGAAGUCUUUGAUAGCGGACUUAGCUACUCAUCGAAGCACUCUUGAGCUGGCUCUUUCGGCGGAAACCCUUGAUAAACUACUGCAAUCUUUGGCGAUCCAGAAUGAACUCAAGGUCGGUCUUGACAUUUUGUCGCGCAAAGUCGACCGUAUCAAGGAAGUUCAAAGCCGUGUGGAAAUUGAUGAUCGACGGCGAAAGGUCAUCGAUUUCUUUUUGAAGGUCAAUCCGCAGCCGAACUUCCAGACCGCAAUGCGUCUGCGACAGCCUUUAACCGGUCUAUGGCUCACAGAAAGCAACCAAAACUACCUGAAAUGGCGGGACAUCCCAAGCUCCUCGCUCUGGCUUAGCGGUAUCCCUGGAGCUGGGAAGACCGUUCUCUGCGGUGUCGUCAUCGACGAAAUCCUUCAAAUGAGCGACGAGUCAACCGCAGUCGCCUUCCAAUUUUGUGACUAUAAGAAUGAUGACAGCCAAAAACUGGUCAACAUCCUUUGUGUCAUCGCUGUUCAGCUAUCUCAGCAGAAUGAAGAGGCCUUUUCUCUACUUGAGGAUCAGUUUGCACUUUUGAAUCCUAGCGGGGGGCUCUCCAAGGAACCAGAAAUAGAAGCUCUUGUGGCUCUGAUUCAAAAGCUUUCAUCUCUCUUUCACAGGGUCUUCCUCAUUGUUGAUGGUGUCGAUGAAUGCGGUACUAGCAUGGGUAAAGUUGCGGCAGAGCUAAGAAGGCUUUCGGAAGUUUGCCGCUCGCUCAGCCUUGCCAUAUUCAGCCGAGACGAACAGGAAAUUAACGAGGAACUAUCCGAAACCUCGAUGCACAUCGAGAUUGCGGCGCAUUCGAAGGAUAUUGACCUUUAUGUCUGCGCGGAGAUGGGUAAACGAAGACAGCUGAAGAAGAUCAGACUCCAAAGUCCGGAUCUGGCGGAAGAAAUCAGAGAAAAGCUUGUCAAUGGAGCACAAGGAAUGUUCCGUUGGGUCGCCUGUCAACUUGACUAUCUGUGCGAGCUUACGACAAACCGCGCUCGUCGAAAAGCACUAUCCUCCUUGCCCCCGACACUCCCGGAAACAUACCAUAGAAUCCUGCUCAGGAUCCUGCAGGCAGGUCCAGAGGUUGCAAAGCUUGUCCGGAAAUCCCUUCACUGGAUAUCUCUCGACAGAUUCCUCUCGUUGAACGAACUACGCGAAGCUGUGUCCAUCCCUGAGUCAAUUACAUCUGACUUCAGCCACGAGGAUUGGGUUGAUACCGAUCGCAUCGUCGAAGAAUGCCGCAGUUUCAUACGAAAACGGCGUGAAAAGAGGCAGCGAAAUCAGGCAGAGGAUUACAUCGAGUUUGCACAUUUCACUGUUGAGGAGUAUCUGAGAAGCAUUGACCCAGACUCUGACGUGGGAAUCUUCAAGCUUGUCAGUGACACCGCUUCGAUUGAGCUGUCUAUGACUUGUCUCCGCUCCGUGCUGAUGACAAGAGUCAACUUCGAGUACUCAAAUCUCGGCGAAGUCAGUUUUCUAAAGUACAUUACUGGAAUCUUCAACUCAAGUCCAUUCUAUUUCUAUUCGCUUGGCAUAUUCGGUCGGGCACCAUUUCCUAUGAUUUCCCGGUUCGACGUUAUAUGGACCUACAUCGAAGACUCCGAGCUUUUCGAACGAUUGAGAACAUUGUUCGACUCCAAGAAACGCGCCCCAUUUGUUGCCCUUGCAUUUGGCGCACUCUUUGGCAGAACCACUUGUGAUCCCGCAUACUUUGACGCCCAAUUCUGGGAGGGCUAUAUGCAGGCAAAUGGUCAAGUUGACAAGACGCUCCAUCAAACCCUUCAGCUUCUGUCAUUGAUAGUUUUACCGGAGUUUACAACCUUGAAGUUUGCAGCAGUGCUGACAGCGCCAAGACUGUGCUUGGCCCUCUUGAAAGAACCACUUUCUGUAUCCAAUGACACGCUCCAAUCGACUUUGUGCUGCGCUCUUCAGGGACAUAACAUUUUCAGCCCGAAAAAUCUGGUAGCAGAUGGAUUCUGCCAAGUGUAUGGUGGAAGGGGCAAUCAAGAGCUCCUGAAGAGAACGAUUACCCAGUUGUCAAACUUCAAGACUACUUCCAAGAUUGCAGCCGCGAAAGAAACCGAGUGGCCACAGAAAGAGUGGGAAUCGCCUUUGUCAUACGCGAUAACUUACGUCAAGUUCUGGCUGAUCCAAGUCCGAGGCAUGAAAUUGGCCGCCGAAUUCUAG
This is a messenger RNA of Colletotrichum gloeosporioides, 2562 nucleotides long. RefSeq lists its product as uncharacterized. The transcript has 3 exons. The record is from RefSeq and is a predicted model, not a curated record. NCBI's taxonomy places the organism in Eukaryota, Fungi, Ascomycota, Sordariomycetes, Glomerellales, Glomerellaceae. The coding region runs from base 1 to 2562 and encodes 853 amino acids.